Linum trigynum is the source of this 2671-nucleotide messenger RNA. NCBI's taxonomy places the organism in Eukaryota, Viridiplantae, Streptophyta, Magnoliopsida, Malpighiales, Linaceae. The record is from the annotation of a GenBank genome assembly.
UAGGAUGGGGUAGUUUUUGACACGUACUAACCACUGACAAUAAUCUACACGGAUGAAAUCGAUCAAACUUUUUGGCACCGUUGUCGGGGAAACAUGGCAACUAGUAGAAAACCAUUGAGUUGUUUGUUUAGUCUUUAUUUUGUUUUGUUUUGUCUUGUGUUUUUGUUUGUGUUGUCGUUUGAGUUUUUGUUACUUUCGUAGUUUGUUUCAUUUUGUGUUUUGUUAUCCAACUUUGUGCAUCACGGGUUGUGGAAGUUUUUGUGUGUGAAUAGAUUGUUCCUAAUGGACCAAACCGAGUAGGAACGUAUUGUGAAGGAAGCUAUUGGUACACUUUGCAAGCAACCGCAAUUCCAAAGAGGGAGUGACGAGAGUGCUCUUGAUCAUAUGUCCUACUUCUUAAAGGCUGCCAAAGUUGUGAAGAUACUGGGGGUUCACUCAAGAUCAGAUAAAUGGUAUAUUCUUCACUUUAACUUUUUGAGGGGAUCCCGCAGUAUGGUAUAUGGAGUUUCAAGCUACAGGCCCUCUUUGGAGUCAAGUCAUGGAGGCGUUCGUGUAUUGGUAUCUUGCUGGUACAAUAGUUGUCAUACAGAAGAAGGAUAUUGCCACCUUUCAACAAGGAUCCCAAGAGAACUUCUGGCAGGCUUGGGAACGAUUUGGGGUGUUGAUACGACGGACUCUGAAUCAUGGAUACUCUGAUGAUCGGCUCAAUGAGAUUUUCCACAAUGGACUCCAAGAGAACUUCAGGGAGAUGAUCGAGAGAAGAUACCCAAUCGAGUUUCGAUAUGUUGAUCUCGAGCAAGCGAAGGAGUUAUGCAAUCAUAUAGAACAGGUGGAAGCCCUCUUGGAUAGAGAAUUAGCCAUUCAGAGCCAGAUAAGAGAAUUUGGCAAGGAACUUAAGAAACUAACAUGAAAGGUCGAGACGGAUCAGCCCUGGGUAGAACAAGUCUUUGCACUUAGCGCAAGGCUGCUUCCCUAGUCUAGCAAUUCUCCUCCACCUACAGAACAAUAUCAAGACUACACCAUUAACGAACCUUGCAUGUCUUGCCGUGAGUUGAAGCAUAGGUUCGAGCGGUUGGAGGAAAGGGUAUCUUAUUGGGUCUCGAUUUGUCAUCAGCGGAUGAACGAUUUCGAUCUGUUUGUCCAUGCUUCUAUAGCCCAAAUGGACUCCUUGAAAGCAUAAUCCAAAGCACUAGUGAGCACCCUCAAGAUCAUGUCAACUUCAGUUAGAAUCCUGAAAGAGAUAAUUAGAGAAGGACAACAAAGAUCUGAAGGGCAACAAGCUCAACCGAUCAGGAGCGAGCUGACAAUUCAAACAGAAACCGUAACUACCAACUCUAAUGCAAAGUUUGACCAAAGGAAGAAAGAGUAGGUGGCCAGAUACGUUUCUUUGGCUAUCCCAACAUUUCAAGAAGUCCCAGAACCCUCAAAUUAUGUCAAUCUCAUAGAGUACUUGGUAGCCACUAAGUGAGAAUUGGAAGAGCAUCCAAUCGUCGACAUUGGGCAAGCAUUCCCGAUAUUCAUUAAUCAUGAUAUACCAAUUGAGAGAGGUGAUCCAUGUUUAUUCACUAUUCCUUGCUCAAUUAAGGGGCUACCAUCAAAGAUAUUUUUGUCGACCUUUUCUCGGAUCUCAACGUCAUGAGCCUCGAAUUGUAUAAUAAGUUGGGAUUAAUGGAUUUGAAGCCGACGGACAUGGCUAUAAAGCUAGAUAAUAAUUCAAUUGCCUACCCAAAGGGGUCAUGGAAGAUAUUUUGGUUAGAGUUGGAUCAUUCGUUUAUUUAGUGGAUUUUGUAGUAGUAGAUGCGGGACCUCAAGCUCCGACUCAUAUUCUACUUGGUAAGACUUUCUUGGCUACCACAGGAGCUGUAAUUGAGGUCCCAAAAAGGCAAGUGAUCAUGGAGUAUGGAGAACAUAAGCUGAUAAUACACCUCUCCAGCAAUAAACAAGGAGCUACACCUUCAUUCGCUCCCUACGCCGGAUCAAGUUCCACAAAUACUCAAGCUUUUCCAACUGGGUUGAAACCGGAUCCCUCGUUGGUACAACCUUCCCAAGUGAGCAAGAUAGCAUCUCUAGAGGAGUAAGUGGCGACUGGUCAAAUCCUUAGGAGAAUUUUUAAGGAAGCCACCCAACCUCCACCCUUUAACCGCGAGGUCAAAAUGAAUUUACCUUCAGAGUCAUCGAUCGAGGGGAAUACAGAUAGAUUUCAUGGGUUGCACUUGGGCCUUCACUGAAAGAGUGAGAUCAAUAACACCAACCAGGGUGAGGGGGAUCCUUCCACCUGAUGACCUCUAGUGUCCCCAGAGUCCGGCGAAAAGACUUCAAAGACGCACUUGUUGGGAGGUAUCCCAACACUUCGAUUUGCUUUUCUUCUACCUCAGACAAAGUUGGGUCUGCUGCACUACCAGAUAUACUUGUUUUGACCAUAAAAUGAGCAUCUGAUGUCCGAAGUACAUAACUAUUUGAGCCCAUGAGCUUGAAAUCUCGUACGCCUUCUGAUCCAUAGGGUCCCUUGAUGACAUAUACAUAUUAGUCUUGAGUGCAUUAUAUCCUUGAAAAGCUCAAAACAACACCAAAAGGUAUCAAAUAGUACAAAAACAAACUCAAGAUCUAUCAUAAGCUCAUUAUCCAAAUAAUUAUGAAUUCCAUAAAAAUAUAAUAAAACCCAUUAAAGAAU